Biomphalaria glabrata is the source of this 2754-nucleotide messenger RNA. Its product is annotated as retinoblastoma-binding protein 5 homolog. Gene Ontology annotation, molecular function: protein binding. The record is from RefSeq and is a predicted model, not a curated record. Bases 140 to 1825 code for a protein of 561 amino acids. The transcript has 17 exons. Lineage: Eukaryota; Metazoa; Mollusca; Gastropoda; Planorbidae. Gene Ontology annotation, cellular component: Set1C/COMPASS complex.
UGUCCUACUCCAACUUCCGCUUCAAGCGGUACAAUAGUGGGAAAACAUUUCUAAUCUAAUAUAGAUCUAGAUCUAAUUCGACAAACUAAAAAAUUAAUAAUUGUAUUUCUUGUAUAAGUCUAAAUAUUAAAGUUGUAUUAUGAAUCUAGAGCUACUAGAGUCAUUUGGGCAAAACUUUCCUGAAGAUUUUGAUGGCACUUUAGAUUGUGUCAGCAUCGCUAUCACAUGUGCUUUCAAUCGUCAGGGGACCCUCCUGGCAGUUGGCUGCAAUGAUGGGAGAAUAGUUGUAUGGGAUUUUCUCACGAGGGGCAUAGCCAAAUUUAUCAAUGCACAUGUGCAUCCUGUGUGCUCCUUAAGCUGGAACAGAAGUGGGAAAAAACUUCUGAGUGCUGCAACAGACAACACUGUGGCUAUCUGGGAUGUACUCUCUGGGGACAAUGAUAAAGUGUUUCGUUUUCCUUCACCAGUUUUGAAAGUACAGUGGCAUCCAAGGAACAGCACUCAGUUUUUGGUUUGUCCACUGAAACAUGCGGCAGUGUUAAUGACUGUGAAAGGGGAUCACAAAGUGGUACCACUUGAUGAUGAUUCAGAUUUGAACAUAAUAGCCUCCUUUGACAGAAGGGGACGUUACAUAUACACAGGGAAUGCCAAGGGAAGAAUUUUAGCUUUUAACAUAGACAACCUAGAAAUUGCUGCUUCAUUUAGAGUCACAACAGGUGGUCUAAACACUACAGCAAUCAAGUCUUUAGAGUUUGCAAGGAGAGGAGAAUGUUUCUUGGUGAACUCGGCUGACCGAAUCAUUCGAGUGUAUGAGAGUAGGGAGGUGCUGACCUGUGGUAAAGAUGGAGAGCCUGAGCCCAUGCAGAAACUUCAAGAUCUAGUCAACAAAACCUUAUGGAAGAAAUGCUGCUUCUCUGGAGAUGGUGAAUACAUUGUAGCUGGGUCAGCCAGGCAGCACUCUCUGUACAUCUGGGAAAAGGCUGUGGGGAAUUUGGUGAAAAUUUUACAUGGAACCAAAGGAGAACUGCUUCUUGAUGUUGUUUGGCAUCCUGUGAGACCAAUCAUUGCUUCUAUAUCAAGUGGUUUGGUGUCAAUAUGGGCUCAGAAUCAAGUGGAAAACUGGAGUGCUUUUGCACCAGACUUCAAGGAGUUAGAUGAGAAUGUAGAGUAUGAUGAAAGAGAGUCAGAGUUUGAUCUUGAGGAUGAGGACAAAGAGAAAGAAGAGAGUAAAGCUCCUGUUGAAGAAGAUACAGAGGUAGAUGUGUGUACAGUGGAACCUAUACAAGCAUUUGUUAGCAGUGACGAAGAUGAAGAGGACAAAGAGGCUCUGUUGUUCCUGCCUGUAUCUCCUGAUGUUGAAGAGCCAGAAGAUGGUUGGCAGGCAAGCUCUGAAGCUAAAAGAACAUCGCAGGGUGCCAUACCCAGAGUACCGUUUAUAAGAACUGUGGUCAAUGUCAGUCAAAAUGAUGACCAAACUACAGCUGUACCAGAGAAAAAGAAAUCUCAGGCCCCUGAAACACCAACAACUGGAGACAAGAGAACCAGACACAGUCAUGACAGUGACAAAAAAAGAAAUCAGUCGGAUGGUCCACCGUCAGGAAAGAAAAAAAAGACAAAAAUGAUGGACAUUGACUUACCAGAUGCACCUCGUGACGAAAUUCAUCCAAUACUCAACGUAAAGAAACCUCAGGAGAAAACCCAUUCCAAAAAGUCCAAGCCUCAAAAAUCCAAAUCUUCAAAGCAAGAAAAGUCUAGACAUAAAGAUAGAAACAAGGGAGAUGAUGGGGCUGGUGAGAAUGCAGGUAAAGGGAGACAGUACUAUUGACAGGGGAGAUCAUUUAUGUUGUAUAUGUUACUAAUUUUAAUGAAAUAUCCUGAAUUUACAAGUCUAGGUAGCAGCAUGUUUGCCAUAUGAUAUAAUUCUUAGAAUAAUACAUAAUGUAAAUGUAAAAAAAAAAUAACAGUUUGACUUAAUGAUAAAAUCAGCAGAUAAUGUGCAUUCAGUGAUAUUUUUAAUUUCAUUACAACAGACUUAGAACAUUGCCUAUUUUGGCUAACUGAAGAUUUCAGUCAUGAAUCUUGGUGAUGUGUAACCUGACUAGUGAUUUAAGAAAUCUUCAAGGUUUACUUAAUCAGUACCUGAUUGGGUAGAGGCAGUCAUUGUGCUGGCCAUAUACUGCUCUUGUAAACUGUUGGCCAUAGAAAUGAGUUUUGUCUAAUGCUGAACACUUUUGGUCUUCAUGACCUUCAUAAUGACAAUCAUCAUGUUGCCAUUGCAAUGCUAUUACUGGCUAAUUAUAUGCUAGUGAUUUAUAACCAAUAACUACUGAUGUUACUAGACCAUUUUUUAAAUAAGUAUUUGGCUAUAUUGGAUCACAUGUCCUCUUUGUCCUGGGGCAGAUCAAAACUGAUCCUUUGUUCAUCUUUAACAACUCUCUUUACACAAGAGAGAAUUCAAUUCAAACUUGUCAUAGUGGCCUCAUGUAAAGGCAGUCAGUGAUAUUUAAGAUAAAGCUUUUAUUUACUGUCCAUCAUCAAAUUGCUGCAAUGUGUUGAGCAAGAGGUCGACAUAUACGUUGAAACUUUUGCCGCAAAGUGUUUAGUAAGAGGGUGAGAUAAAAGUUGAAACUUUUGCCGCAAUGUGUUUGUCCUGUGACUAAUGCACAUACUUUUGUUUCCUCAGCUUCAGGCUAUUGAGUUGUCCAGUGUUAGGAUUAGUCUAAAUGAAACACUUCUAGUAGCUAGUCAGGCACA